AUGGACGCGAAGAAUAUUGACACGUUUAUGGAAGCAGCCAUGGUGGCCGAGGAGGAGCAGCUGCCAGACGGGUGGCUAGAAAAAGCUCACGUCUGCACCGCCCUGCAAGGCUUGGGUGCUGAGCAGCGAAAGCAAGCCCUCCAGGGCUUGCCAGCUUGGAAGGAGCGAUUCGCCGAAGCCAGGUGGAAACCGAUCAUGGAGGAUCUCGAGAACAUUGCUCAAGAAGACCACCUGCGGCUACCAGGACGUCUUCGACAACUGGAGCCAGUCACCCCCGCUGGACGACCUCAGCCGACAAGCAGCUCCUCCGCUCCGAUUGUACCCUUAGUCGGCCAACGUUCACGACCUCAGGCUCUACAACGACUCAACACCGCUUCCGCCAAUUUAGCCUUGGCUCGAAACAUCACACCGCGUACACCGCGAGCACGCUGGGACGUUUUGCCUUCAGGUCCAGUCACUCCGCUAUCUCCCACGCCCACGGGCAACGCAUUUGCCGGAGGAGGCUUCUGGGAAAAGCUCACGCCGCAGCCACAGACUCCUCUGCCACAACCCGCCGUAGCGCUCGAACCUUGGUCGCCUAUCGUGCCCAAGUAUCCGGAAGGAAAGGCGGCAUACGAUGAUGUCAAGCGCGAUGUUGACAGGAUGGCACUCAAGAUCUGCGCAAGUCGGUUAAGCAUACACUCAAAUCUCAGUGACAGCGGUUAUGUCCCCCCUUCGAUGGUGAAGCCGAAAGAUGAACUACACGGUGCGGAGUUCACGCUACAGUCGAGAGAACUCAAGCUUCGAACACAGAUAGACACUGAACUUCCUGCGAAACUACAGCGCUUCGCGCACGACGAGGUAGCAAUCCAUGAGCAAUACUCGAUCAAAAAUACCUCUGAGCUACUCGACAUAGAUACUUGGCUCCAAGUCGACGAGAAGGGCAUGGAAAUAACCACUAUCCUAGACGCACAGCGUGAUCUCAUCCGUAUGAACCGUAACCGCCGCAAAAGCAGAGAGCUGAAGCUCAGCGCUCAGGCGGUUCAGCUUGCUUGGGCCGUGAAAGUACUUGAUGACACAGAGUACAUGGCAGAACAUCAUGGGGAUGGUUCGAGCACAUAUAGCGAUGAAGAUCAAGGAUAUGACUACAGCAACUUCAUGCGCAGCAUCAAGCGGGAGGUGAGCUCGGUUUCGGAUCUUCUGUCGAUAGAAGAGGAGAAUCCAAUUGGCGAAAUCAGUUCACCUCGCUCGAUGGCGACAACUACUAUUUCGUCAGAGAGGAGCCAGGAAGCCAGCUUGUCGAUGCGGACAAGCGCAAGUCCCGCAAAGCCCAACAGCCUGGCAUUGCGACUGCGAGACGCCAGUAUCUCUAGCACUGAUUGCGCCUUGCAACGGAGCAGCAACGCAACAGGCAAACGCAGAAACCUCAACGUCUCCACGACAUUGACCGAACAGGAAGAAGACAUUCCAGCACCUGAGAUCAGCCCAGAGGCCAAGGGAUUUCGACAUCAAGGGCCCAGUAUCAACGACUUGACGAAUUGGGCACAUGAGCUCAAAAAGAUGGAGGAAAGAAGGGCGGAGAUGAAGGCGAACAGAAAUUCAGCUUCUUCUUCUCAAUACGACAUGCAUCCAGCUUUUCGGUUUCAACAGCAUGGCCGGAAAAAUUCAGAUGAAUCAGCGGAGAGCUGGGUGUGCAAAGAUGCCGCAAGAUAUGAGAAGCAAGCUUUUGAGAGCAGCGCAGAUACACGAACUCCCAUCGGUUCUAUUCCUGCGCACCAUUUGGAAGUGCCUCCGACCCCUACAAACCCGCCACAACGAUCUCCAAUUCGCUCUAGGCCAUUCUACAAAUACGAGCAGCUCACUGGUCCGAUACCUCUCCCUCCAGCAUCACCCACCUCAUAUAACCGUCAUGCACCUACAUCGCACGAGAGAUUAUCUAAUAAGGCUUCGCGACAGCUCCGACCCUCGGCCCCUCCCGAAAGACUGCCUCCGUCUCCAUUCCAGCACCAGCAUGAGUCUACCAUACCCUCUCUCCACAACACGGUACGCCGUCAACAGUAUAUGCGGUCGAAGAGCAGUUCAAACUUAUUGCACGAUGAGGAGGAGGAUUGGACGAAGGAGUUGAAGCAUAUGGAGAGCAGGGAGAAGAUCAGACAGAUUGGAGAACGGGAGAUGUUUGUAGAGAGGGCGCAUAGAAAGGCGAGUGGGCCAGGGCACGAUGAAGUUGGGUAUGGUGAUUAUAUGGAUGAUGAUGAGGAAGAGCUUUUGAAUGCAGCGCUUUGUGCAGCGAAAGAGCAACAGGGUCUUCUACAUCGAAGAUUCUCCAUCUUUCAACCUCAACCAUUACUUGAUUACAUCCUCUCAACAUUACCACCUGAAUUCUUCUAUCGUCAACUUAAUAUUGGCAUACUAUCGCUCAACAUGACUACGUCGCGUAGCAAGUCGUGGCUUCCGUUCUUCCGUGGCCACAGUGAGAGGAAGCCCAAUGCGCGCGGGGAGGGGAUGGAGGAAGGGGCCGAUGAAGCUGACUGGUCUGACACCUUCGAGCAGGUCAGUAGCUUUGGUGGCGAUAGUUUCGACACUACUACGGAAGAUGAGGCCAGGCUGCUUCCUCAAAUACCUCCCCUCUUGGGCAAAGACCUCCCACCCUGCGGACCCAUACCCCAAGUCGCGUACGAAAACGUCAACAAGCGCAUCCGCAAGCUCUGGCUCCAGCAAGCUGCCGCUCAUUCCGUCAAUAUUCCCAUAUACAGCAUCUGCCUCCUCGUCAAAGACGAUCUCGAAGAUGAAGCGAAAAGGGCACCCCCGAAAAGCGAGCUGGGCACCAAGGCGCGCAGGCCCUGGCGCCGUGAGGAUGUGUUCCUAUUUGAGCUCGGUUGGGCUAGAUACUUCGUAAGAGAGGCGGAGAUUCACGAGAAGAGGGCGACCAUGAGCGUGGGAGCGCGGGAGAUGCAAGAUUUCAUGGAGAAGCUAUAUCCGAUUCCUAAGGAGGCGAAGAUAUUCAUCAAGACUAGGCCGAACAAGAAUGCUGUCCUUGAUCUAUGGAGGGAAUGGCAGCACAAGAAGCGCGGGACAUCUUCGCACGACGGCGGGCAGUCAGCUCUCGGUGCUCAUUCGACAGUGGGGGGAGAUGGUGCACAGGAGCCUAGCGGUGAGACUGAAGUCACAGCAACAUCUCAAGAUGCUCAUGUCUCGAAUGUUGACGAGCAUGUCACAAAUCCGAUGCAGGAAGAAGACAUACAGUGUCCAGUCCGACAGGAGGAGGAAGGGGAAGCACAAGACCUUCUACACGUUGAGCAGGUCUAG
Molecule: messenger RNA, 3285 nt
Organism: Cucurbitaria berberidis CBS 394.84
Lineage: Eukaryota; Fungi; Ascomycota; Dothideomycetes; Pleosporales; Cucurbitariaceae
Exons: 5
Coding region: 1-3285 (1094 amino acids)
Source: RefSeq, a predicted model, not a curated record